This is a messenger RNA of Tachyglossus aculeatus (Australian echidna), 8027 nucleotides long. RefSeq names its product transcriptional repressor GATA binding 1 (gene TRPS1). The record is from RefSeq and is a predicted model, not a curated record. Gene Ontology annotation, biological process: regulation of transcription by RNA polymerase II. Lineage: Eukaryota; Metazoa; Chordata; Mammalia; Monotremata; Tachyglossidae. The transcript is spliced from 6 exons. Gene Ontology annotation, molecular function: RNA polymerase II transcription regulatory region sequence-specific DNA binding; zinc ion binding; DNA-binding transcription factor activity. Gene Ontology annotation, cellular component: nucleus. The coding region runs from base 420 to 4274 and encodes 1284 amino acids.
UCAAUUAAUGUUCCCUAUUUUUCAAACUGCCUUGCCCAUCAUACAGUAUUACAGUUGGCUCUAUUCAGCGUAAUAUCCAAUAUCUCAUGUGUAUACUGGACUAGGAACAUCGGUGCUUGAGUGAGAGUGGGUGUAAGAGGAGGGAUAAAAACCUGAUUUUCAAUCUAAAGCUUGUCUUUAUUGGAAAGACAGCUGUUAUAUAAUCUUUGUUUUGUCAAGCACCUUGGUGACUCCCUUGUUUAGAUAUUGUUAUUUAUUUCAGUUCUAGGAUAUUAGUCUUAGGACGUAUGAUCAAUUUACAGAGGAGAGGAAAAGAUACUGAAGUUAUGAAUGCUUGCAUUUGGCCAAGAGGCAGAUUGGGUGUCGGCAAGCUUCAAAGAGGCAGUUGAGAUCCUGUGCGAGGCCUAAGGAUUUGGAAAAUGGAUAUGGUCCGGAAAAAGAACCCCCCUCUGAGAAACAUUGCUAGUGAAGGCGAGGCACUGACCCUCGAGCCUGUAGGUACUGAGAGCAAGGUGUCUGGAAGGAACAAAGAAUUUUCUUCAGAUCAGAUGCCAGAAAACACUGACCAGGGUGAUGCUUCAGAACUGAACAAUAAGGAGGAGCAGUGCAUGCAUGUACAAGAUCCAUCUUCCAGCACUAAGAAGGACUUGAAAAGCUCAGUCCUGACAGAGAAGGCUGGCUUCAAUUAUGAAAGCCACAGCAAGGGAGGAAAUGUUCCAUCCUUCCCUCAUGAUGAGGUGACAGACAGAAAUAUGUUGGCUUUCUCAUCUCCAGCUGCUGGGGGAAUCUGUGAAUCCUUGAAGUCUCCUCAGAGAUCAGAUGCAGAUGACACCCAAGAUAUGGCCUGCCCCUCAGCGGGGGACCAUUUGGAGACCAAUGAAGAACAUCAGAUGUCACCCAAGGCUCCAGCGGAGACGGUGCGAGUGCAGAGUAGUCAGGCCGAUUGUCAGGGGUCAAGUCCGAUGUCCGUGGCCUCAAAAAACCCACAAGUGCCUUCAGAUGGGAGUUUGAAACUGAACAAAUCCAAAACCGAUUUGUUGGGAAACGAUCAUCCAGAUGCGGCACCCCUGUCGCCGGAACUCCAGGACUUCAAAUGCAACAUCUGUGGAUAUGGUUACUAUGGUAACGACCCCACCGACCUGAUUAAGCACUUCCGCAAGUACCACCUAGGACUGCAUAACCGCACGAGGCAGGAUGCUGAGCUUGACACUAAGAUCCUGGCCCUCCAUAACAUGGUGCAAUUCAGCCACUCCAAAGACUUCCAGAAAGUCAAUCGUACUGUGCUUUCCGGAGUGCUGCAGGACAUCAAUUCUUCCAGGCCUGCCUUGCUGAAUGGGACGUACGACGUGCAGGUUACUUCAGGUGGAACAUUUAUUGGAAUCGGACGCAAGACUCCCGAUUGCCAAGGAAACACAAAGUAUUUCCGCUGUAAAUUUUGCAAUUUCACGUACAUGGGCAAUUCAUCCACCGAACUAGAGCAACACUUUCUCCAGACUCACCCCAACAAAAUAAAAGCCUCCCUCCCUUCCUCUGAAUCUGGGAAAUCUUCGGAGAAAACCUCGAACAAAUCCAGCCCCACCCUGCGGUCUUGCGAUGCUGGGGACUUGGGGAAGUGGCAGGACAAAAUCACCGUUAAAGCAGGAGACGACACUCCCGUCGGUUACUCGGUGCCCAUCAAACCCCUCGAGUCCUCGAAACCAAACGGUACCGAUGCCACCAGCUACUACUGGUGCAAAUUUUGUAGUUUCAGCUGUGAAUCCUCCAGCUCGGUCAAACUGUUAGAGCAUUAUAGCAAGCAGCACGGUGGAGGCCGGCCGGUGGGCUUCAAUCCAGAUUUGAACGAUAAGCUCUCCAGGGGCUCGGUCAUCAAUCAGAAUGACCUAAUCAAAGGUGCAGAGGGGGAACCAGCCACCAAGGCAGAGAAAGGUCCCGGUGCAGCUAAAAAGAAAGAUUUCUCCAUCAAGGGAGCCGAGGAUAAUAUGGUCACGAGUUACAACUGCCAGUUCUGUGAUUUUCGCUACUCCAAGAGCCACGGCCCCGAUGUCAUUGUGGUGGGGCCGCUGCUCCGCCAUUACCAACAGCUCCACAACAUCCACAAAUGUACCAUUAAGCACUGUCCGUUUUGUCCCCGGGGCCUCUGUAGCCCAGAAAAGCACCUUGGAGAGAUUACUUAUCCGUUCGCUUGCAGAAAAAGUAAUUGUUCCCACUGUGCCCUCUUGCUCUUACACUUGUCUCCAGGGGCCGCCGGAAGCUCCCGAGUCAAGCAUCAGUGUCACCAGUGUACCUUCUCCACUCCCGAUGUCGAUAUUCUGCUCCUCCAUUAUGAAAAUGCCCACGAGCCCCAGGCCUCUGAUGUCAAACAAGAAUCGAAUCACUUGCCAGGGGCUGAUGGGCCACUGACUGUCAAAGAAAACAAGGAGCACUCGUGUACCAAGUGUGACUUUGUCACCCACCUGGAAGAAGAGAUUUCCCGACACUACAGGAGAGCUCAUAACUGCUACAAAUGUCGUCAGUGCAGCUUCACAGCUGCCGAUACCCAAGCACUACUAGAGCACUUCAACACUGCGCAUUGCCUGGAAUUGGACGUCACUACAGCCAAUGGAGAGGAGGACAGCCAUGGCACGUCUGCCAUCAAGGAGGAGCCCAAAAUUGACCUAAAGGUCUACAGUUUGCUCAACCCCGACCCCAAAACGGGAGAGUCAGUUUCUGACAGUGCGGUGAAGAGGGAGAAGGUGGACGAUAAAGAAGGGCUUAAAGACAAAACCUGGACCGACAGUUCCAGUGACGAUUUACGCGGUGUGACCUGGAGAGGGACGGACAUUUUGAGGGGGAGCCCGUCCUAUACCCAGGCGGGACUCGGCCUUCUCACCCCCGGCUCUGCCAGCCAAGAGCAGCCAAAGCCUUUAAGGGAUAGCCCAAACGUAGAAGCCGCACACCUUUCUCGGCCCAUCUACGGCAUGGCUGUGGAGACCAAGGGUUUUCUUCAGGGGGUGCCUGCAGGAGGAGGAGAGAAGUCCGGACCCCUCUCUCAGCCGUAUCCAGCCACAGGCGAUACCAAGUCUAAGGAUGAGUCCCAGUCUCUUUUACGGAGACGUAGAGGCUCUGGUGUGUUUUGUGCCAAUUGUCUGACCACAAAGACCUCUCUCUGGCGAAAGAAUGCAAAUGGUGGAUAUGUAUGCAAUGCGUGUGGCCUCUACCAGAAACUUCACUCGACUCCCAGGCCUUUAAACAUUAUUAAGCAGAACAAUGGUGAGCAGAUCAUUAGGAGACGAACGAGAAAGCGCCUUAACCCAGAGGCACUCCAGACUGAGCAGUUAACCAAACAGCAGCGGGGUAGCUCUGAGGAGCAGCUCAAUGGAAGCCCAUUAGAAAGGAGGUCAGAUGAUCACAUACCGGAAGGUCAACAGAGAGAAAUCCAGCUCCCCGGUCUGAGUAAAUACGAGACGCAGGGCGCGUUGACUAAAAGCCAUUCAGCUCAGCAGCCGAUACUGGUCAGCCAAACUCUGGAUAUUCACAAAAGGAUGCACCCUUUGCACAUUCAGAUAAAAAGCCCUCAGGAAAGUACUGGAGACCCAGGAAAUAGUUCAUCAGUGUCGGAAGGGAAAGGAAGCUCCGAGAGAGGCAGUCCGAUAGAGAAAUACAUGAGACCUGCGAAACACCCAAAUUAUUCGCCACCAGGAAGUCCAAUCGAGAAGUACCAGUACCCGCUCUUUGGACUCCCGUUUGUACAUAAUGACUUCCAGAGUGAAGCGGAUUGGCUGCGGUUCUGGAGUAAGUAUAAGCUGUCCGUUCCUGGGAACCCGCACUAUUUGAGUCAUGUGCCUGGCCUACCGAAUCCUUGCCAAAACUAUGUGCCUUAUCCCACCUUUAAUCUGCCUCCUCAUUUCCCAGCUGUUGGAUCAGACAAUGACAUUCCUCUAGAUUUGGCAAUCAAGCAUUCCAGACCUGGACCAACCGCCAAUGGCGCUGCUAAGGAGAAAACGAAAGCGCCAUCGAGUGUAAAAAAUGAAGGUCCCUUGAAUGUAGUAAAAACAGAAAAAGUCGAUAGAAGUACUCAAGACGAACUUUCGACAAAAUGUGUGCACUGUGGCAUUGUCUUUCUGGAUGAAGUGAUGUAUGCUUUGCAUAUGAGUUGCCAUGGUGACAGUGGACCUUUCCAGUGCAGCAUAUGCCAGCAUCUUUGCACGGACAAGUAUGACUUCACAACUCACAUCCAGAGGGGCCUACAUAGGAACAAUGCACAACCUGAAAAGAACGGAAAAACUAAAGAUUAAAACCUUAGCACUUAGCACAAUUAAAUAGAAAUGGGUUUUCUCGAUGGGAAUUCAAUAGCUUGUAAUGUCUUUUGAAGACCUAUAAAGUCAUGCAUAGAGCCUGCCUUAUCCAAUAUAAAAUCCCUAUUUUAUUGUAUUUUCCUUUUUUUUUUUUUUUUUUUUUGCUUUUUUUUCCGAGGAGUGGGUCAGCAAGAGUCAAAAGCGAAGCGGGUGGAAGUCAGCAGGGAAGAAAGGGGAAUGAUAAUCAUUGGAAACCUAGUAAAUCAAAGCCACAGUAAAUAAAAGCGAUCCAGAAAAAACACCCCUGAGAAACAUCCCCAGACAACAAUCACUCCGGUUGUUCAGAGAGAAACAGACACAUCCAGGUUGCAGCAGGGUUUGUUAUGCACUGCGUACGCUCCAUAGGCGGUGAGGUGUGAUUGCCCAAUAUUUUCCUAAAGAAGGCUUAAUUCUAGGGAUAACGUAUAUUGGGCGGGAGAAGCAGCGAGCCAGAAACCAGAGGGGGAGAGAGACGGUCUCCUGGCCGGCCCUAGGAGCGCCCGAGGAUAAUUGCGGGCCUUCCAAAAACCCCCCCGUCUCCCCUGUGGCCGUGGAACCUGGGAGGGCAGGAUGGAUAUAUGAGCAAAAGGCACGAUGGGAAUAUCUCUGAGGCUCCCACCCUGUCCUGGUCCUACCCCCACCACAUAUACCCGUGCCCCCUGCCCCUUUGAUACUUACGCCCUUUAAAUAUUCAAAUUCUCAGUAGCUAUCUUAGUUCGCAGUUUGAGUUUCUUUUAUCCGUAUGUGGCCACUGUUUAAAGCAGGGUCCCGAAUGCUUUAUAUGUAGUUUCUUCAUCCAGAUAGUUCUUCUUUUGAGUGAUGAACCAGUUUUUUUGUUAGUUGUUGUUGUUGUUCUAAGCCAUCACACUUUGUCACUAACCGUACCUGGCACAUUGCGACUGAAGGAACCCCCUUGGAUCAAAUGGACAGCCAAACCAUGGGCUUAAUUUCUCUGGAACAUUAUCUCCAUAAAGUCGCCUACUGCCUUCCUAUAUCUGUGCGGGGGUUAAAUAGACUUUCUAAGCUUUGUGGUCCGAGAGAGUCUAAGGUUACUUUUCUGCCGCCAGACGGUUGGUACACUUGCCAGCCGCUCCCUUCGUUAGACUUCUACCAGUUUAGGCAAUUUAGCAUUAAAUAGAAUUCUUAGAAGACUAUCUUCCUAGUUCUUUUAAUACUUAAGGCUUUGUAAAACAAUCCGUGACGGGAAAAGCUUCUCAGCAUAACUGCUCAGGGAAAUAGGGCUAAAUAACUGAACAUUAAAUAAUUGGUUAAAGGUGCUGUUAGACGAGCCUCAAUGCUUGCUACAAGGAUGUUCAAGGACUGACUUUAAUCAUUUGCAUUAUAUUGUCCUGACCAGUAGUUUAUUUUUUUGCCACGGAGAUGUAGAAGAUAUUACAAGCUACUGGAUGCACUGUCAGAUUAACUUAUUUCAUUAAAGAAGUUGGGAGAACAAAUAGGAAAAGAAAACUUAUUUUUCUAGUAAAUAUUAAUGUAUUACAUUUCAAAUAAUGGUGCCUGACAUAUUGAAUAAUUAUUUUCUACAGUGUACGUAUGCAACAAAGAUAUUCCAUCAUGCAUUAGAGUCAGUUCUGGCUCUGCCUCGCUGUUUACAUUUGCAAAUGUAGCAAACAAGGUAAUGAAGCAACUAUUUCUAUUGCAGUAGAUAUCUUUUUUUUGUGUGUGCAUUAAAGUUGUAAACGGUAACAUGAAAUGAAUGAAAUUUGUUGAUAUAAUGGUAUGGAAAACAGGAAGGAAAUGAAAAUAUUUUUAUGCCUACUUAGGAAAAAAAGGGUAGCACUAUUCAUUCCAAGUACUUUUGUAUUCUUAAGCUCUUAACUCACAUUGUUAUGCUUAAAAUGAUAAACAUAUAUGCUCUUUUUAUUGCUUUGUCUAUGUUUCAGAGGAAACAUUUCAGAAAUGAUAUUGAUAAGUGCUGUUGACUUGGCAGCACUGUGUUUUUAUUGCAUUCUGUAGUAGCAUUGCACUCCAUUUUUACAAUAUUAUGCAGUUGCUUUUUGUGUUUUGGGUUUGUUUCUUUUUGCAGUGCAGGGUCUUAGUUUCUUAAAGUUGGAUGGCAGGUGUAGUUCAACUGGUUCAUGAAUGUUGCAAUGAAUGAAGUUAAACUGUCGUUGUGAUAUUAUGUUGUCUUUUCCAUUCGUGCAUUUUAUUUUUUAAUGUUAAAAAAAAAAUCAGGACUAAGUCCUUCCCUUGAGUUUCAUUGUUAAGGGUCUUUUCCAAUCUCACUUACAUCCCGCAUAGCUCUCCAGUUCUCCCAGCUGAAGGGAAGAUGGGGUGUGAGUGGCUUCUGGGUUCUGAUGUCGUGAUGCCAUUUUCUUAUUUAUGAAAUUUUGAUGCACAUACUUGUUAAUGGACCAGUAAGGCUGAGGGUUGGGAAAUACAAAUCUGAAAAGAGGGGAACUUAGUCACAUGACAGCGACCCCCUUGUAGUAGAAAAAAAUAAGAGGUAAGCAGGAUGUAAGUAGCUCGCCAACAACAGUGUGCAUGGGCGGAUUCUCCUAACUGAGCACCAAGAUUUUACUAAUCUUGCCGGUACUGACUGCGCGAAGAUGUACUUUUCCUCAGACUGUUUCUCCAAUGUGCAGGUACUAAGAGGCAGUUGAACACUGGCCGAGAAGCAUGCAUCCCUCCCACCCAUCUUCCCCUACAGCAGGUACAUUGGUGUGGAACACCCUACGCUCCUUUUCUUGAUUGAGUUUGUUUUCAGGGCCCAUUCUGCCCAGUGGUCUCCGAGAGCAGGAAACUCAUCUUGUGGCAACUCCCUCCUCUGUUGUCAUUAUUUUGGAGGGAGUUUGUGGAUUCACACGUCCCAGAACAACCUUUUUAAUAGCUACAGUUGUUGGGUUAACGGUCAUUCUAUUUCCAGACACAUCUCAGUCUAGAUGGUGCCUUCGUUUCGCCCCUCAAAUGUCAAGAAGAUAGCCAGAAGUCCUUUAAGUUUUAGGAGCAGCUUUUAAUUCCUCCUGGGGACGCUGCCUAGAGGUCAUUCCGUUCCCACUUCUCCAGGAAUUCCUAGGUAUUCCCAGAGACUAAGGCCUUGGCAGGAGCUCUUCCAGCGCCAGAACGCUGGAUGCCCAAGGGAAUGCUGAAAAUGAAAAGUCGCACAUAAUCUGAAUGACACUUUUGGCCAAGGUUCGGACAAAAUCCUGUUCCCUCUCUGCUGUCCCUCAGGGUUUCCCACCCUGUGUCCAGCUCAUUCUCAUUUCUUUCAAUGCAUGAACAUGUCGCUCCUUCUGCUUUUCUCAGCACACCCCCCCACACACGCUUCAAAUGUUGUUAGGCAUGGAUAUGGCUCAUCCAGUCAUCACUCCUUUAGAGAUGGAGGUUUGAGAGACAGGCGCUUGUCAGUGUAAGAGAGCAAGAUGGUUCUCCAAACAUUAGCAUCAUGACUAUGUAGUAAAAAAGGAAGGAAAAAGAAAAAAAAGCCACUGGGCCCAGUCUUCUCUACAUGACAUAUUGAGAUGUUCUAAAAAUUAUUCUCGUAAAAUAGUGAUAUUUUGUUCUGAACUGUUCUCUUUUAGUAAAGGUAGUUUUUAGAAAACAAGCAUGGGGAGUCUUUUCUAUGGUAAUAUUAAUGAAAAGGAAAAAAAAAAACUCUAAUAACAGCUCUUUUUCGUUGAAGCCUGUGGUAGCACAUUAUGUUAAUGAUGGCACUUGUGCACAUAAUCUGUUACGAUCCGAUGCAUUUGCAACUCC